This is a messenger RNA of Durusdinium trenchii, 1872 nucleotides long. NCBI's taxonomy places the organism in Eukaryota, Dinophyceae, Suessiales, Symbiodiniaceae. The record is from the annotation of a GenBank genome assembly.
AUGUCGGAUGAGAUGUCCGAGACCCUGACCGAGAUCUUCAAUCUGAAGAUUCACGAAGGAGAAAGCCUCAAGGCUUGGAUCAGCCGUGCUUCGGAGAUGUUUGACCGCUGCUUGAGGAAAACCAAUGUUUCCUUCCCGGAAGAGGCCAAGGGCUGGUUGAUUUUACAUAGAAGUGGCCUCUCCAAUGAGCAGAAGGCGGUCUGCUUGGCUCGGUCUUUGGGGGUGCUCAAACGCGAAGAGGUUGGCAAGGCAAUGAGAUCCUGCUAUCCAGAGUAUGUAGGGUCGAAGAAGUCACACUCUGGAGCAGCUGUUGUUGAGACCGACUUCAUGGAGCCGGACCUACAACAGACUGUUGAUUCUGCUGAGGAGUUUCACGAUGUCGAACAGUUCUUAGCUGAACACGAACUUGGAGAAGCCCUCGACGACUCCGAGUGUUUCGAAGAAACGGAGGUGGCUGAAGCUUUAGGGGUAAAGCCAAAGGAAAAGGUGCAAAGGGUGUUGAUCGCCCCCCGUGAAUCCGGAGCUGCCGUGGUGGUUGAAGAGACACCUGAGUUCUUUGUCGCCAUGGUACAAUCACACAUGACCAUCCUGGAGCGCCUUAGGCUGAAGCGUGUUGCCUCGACCUUCGAAGUUGAUGGAGGUCCAGCUGCAACGGAGUGCCUAUUGGUAUCGAGCCCCGGUUUUGGGGUCAUUGAUUCUGGAUGUGGACGCACCAUUAUUGGCAAAGACACCUUGGCAUCCUUCCAAAAGCUUUGGAAAGAUCGUGCCGUCCCUCUUCCGGUGGCCGAACCUGAGGAAAAUCACUUUCGCUUUGGAAACGGAAACAAAGAAGUUUCUUCUGAAGUGGUGCCUAUGCCGGUCAACAUUGCUGGAAGAACUGGUGUGAUUCGAGCUGCAGUGGUGCAAGGUCGAGCUCCUCUCCUGAUCUCACGCUCAGCUCUGCAGAAGUUGAAAGCAGUGCUGGAUUUUGAUCAGUGCCGCAUGACGUUGUUCGAUGGAGCAUGUCACGUCCCUCUGCAGAUCAAUGCUGCCGGACAAUUUGUGAUUGAUGUGAUUGGCUCAAAAAGUGAUCGUGUGCCCACCUCGCCGAAGCCGCCUGAUUUUGAAGAAGUGAUGGCUUCUGUUCCUGAUGCAGUGGAAACCUCCACUGUGGCCGAUGAUCAUGCCGCUCCUGACGCAGAGCCUGAGUGCGCUCCAGAGCAGCUCCGUCCAGCCACCACCGAAGAACGGACUCUGAUUUCGUCGCCUCAAGCUGAGUUGUUAGGUGCCACCGCGUUGUAUCGUCCAGCAGCCAUGAGACAAGAAGACUUCUUGGAAGUCAUCAAAGAAGUCGGGGUGUACCAGAUUUCUCCAGAAGACACCAUCCUUCAGCAGCAGGUUGGGGGAGCUAUGACAGACGCGUCCAAGCGUCGUGACGGGUCUUUGAUGGAGCACCAACAGCCAAAGAAGCCUCAUGCCAUGCCCAAGGCCGUGUUUCCACUUGGAGCGAUGGGAGCCGCACCAAUGUCCUCCUUCUCCCCUGAGCAUGUCAGCGGAACACCUAUGAUGAACAGUUCCGAUGCCUCAGCUGGAUAUGUCGCUUCAAUUCAGUUUGCACCACCCAUGCCUCAGUCCGAAAAGUCUUCGAAUUUGGUACCUGAGCUGCCGCCACAGGUAGAAAGUUUGGAAGAAUGGGGUCGCACAGUGAUCCAAUUCGGGCAGUACAAAGGCUGCAACAUGUCAUAUGCCGAGCUUGCCAGUUCCGAGGACUCUCGAGCCAAGAGCUACAUCAAGUGGGUGACGGCUCGUCACCGCAGCUCGACAGGUUUGUUGCAUGAUCUCGCAGGAUACCUGGUAAGGUACCAAUUCGAGAUCGAUUACCGCCUUGAUGAG